AUGUGUGAUUUUAAUAAUCAACAAAUAAAAUUGAUUGAUUUUGGUUUUGCAACAAUAUUUGAAAACAAUGAAAUAACAAAACCGUUACCUAUUCGAGGAGCUAUUUCACUUGGUAACCUAAAAUUACUGAAAUUUUGUUCUGAAUUACCAUUGGAUUCAUCAUCUGAUAUACAUUAUGAAUAUGAACGAACAUUUGAUCUUUAUUGUGCAUUAAAUGUCAUUAUCAUUAUGACAGAUAGAUAUAUAAAUGAUCAAUUCUGUGCAAUUGAACAAAAACAACUACCAACAUAUCAAAAUAAAAUAUUAAAUAUAUAUCAUUUUUGGUUGAAUUUAAAAGAGAAAAAUAUAGUUUAUUCGAAAUUAUUAGAAUCAAUUGACAAUUUAAAAGAAACAUCAUAUUUUGAUAUUAUUAUAAAUGAUUUAGGAAAAUUUCCUAUAUUUAACAAUUAA
Messenger RNA from Rotaria sordida, 450 nucleotides. The record is from the annotation of a GenBank genome assembly. NCBI's taxonomy places the organism in Eukaryota, Metazoa, Rotifera, Eurotatoria, Philodinida, Philodinidae.